AUAGAUGGCGACUGCUUGGUUAAUAGUUCAAUUUGACAUUUCAAUUUUUGACAGUCAUCCACCUCAAAAAGAGAAUAAAUUUUAUACUUCAUCUAUAUUUCAUUUAUUAAACCUUUUUAAACAACAUGGGUAGUGUAAGAGUUAUCAACGAUGAGCCCCAUUUCCAAUCUGAAUUGGCAAACGCUACCAAUAAGUUAGUGGUAGCUGAUUUUACAGCAACUUGGUGUGGUCCUUGUCAAAGUAUAGCCCCAAUUUUUCAACAAUUAGCAUCAAAAUAUGUUCGGGCGGUGUUUAUAAAGAUCGAUGUAGAUAAAUGCCAAGAAACUGCGAUGGCUCAAGGUGUUUCUGCUAUGCCUACAUUUAUUUUUUACCGUAACAGAACUAAACUUGAUCGUUUACAAGGUGCUGAUCCAACGGCUUUAGAAAAUAAAAUAGUUCAAUAUUAUGGUUCUGAUGAAGGUGAAGAUGCUGAUUCAGUAGGAGGGCAUAUGGAUUUGGCUCUAUUUAUUUUAAAACAACAAUGUGAAUGUUUAAAUGAAUCUGAUGAACAUCCUCUAGCUCAGUGUUUAACAGCUGGAUCUGGUUUCCUUCAAUCUGAUUGUGAUGAGCAAUUAAUUAUUUCAAUAACUUUUAAUCAAGCUGUUAAAAUUCAUUCAAUUAAAUUUAAAGGACCAUCAGAUAAAGGUCCUAAAAACGUUAGGAUUUUUAUAAAUCAACCAAGAACUUUAGAUUUUGAUAUGGUUGAAAGUUGCACCAGUGUUCAAGAUUUAGAAGUAACUCCAUCGGAUUUGGAAGGAAAUCCUGUAAAUCUUCGUUAUGUUAAAUUUCAAAACGUUACAAACAUUCAAAUUUUCGUUAAAGAUAAUCAAUCAGGAGAUGAAGUGACACAAAUUGAUCAUUUAGCGAUUAUUGGUACUCCAAUUAAUACAACUAACAUGGGGGAUUUCAAGAGAGUUGCAGGCAAAAAGGGGGAAAGUCAUUAAAAAGGAUUAAUAAAUAAUUCUUUCUUUUAUUUUAAAUAAUUUGAAUUACAAGAACUAUUUAA
Molecule: messenger RNA, 1045 nt
Organism: Onthophagus taurus
Lineage: Eukaryota; Metazoa; Arthropoda; Insecta; Coleoptera; Scarabaeidae
Product: thioredoxin-like protein 1
Source: RefSeq, a predicted model, not a curated record